AUGGAUCUGAGCCUUUUAGCGGUAGCUAUACUAGUGCUCAUUACAAUGAACUCCUGGUUCCAAGAGGUUGGAGUUUAUUGUGUGAAUAAUCAGAAUUUCUACCAAGUCAAAUUAAAGACGCUAGGGAUUUCUUCUUAUUACAAUGACACUUCCUGUCGGUCUAUGUUGGAGUGUUCAUUACAUUGUCUUUCACGCAACUUAACUUGUCAACAUUUUCUCUACGACAACGUAAAGAAAAUUUGUCUUUGUGGGGCUGAACUUAGAUCUACUGGGGUCAAACCUUCUUCGGGUCAACGUCUGUACUCGCAAAGCACCAAGUACUGCGACCUGGCUCUUGGCUACAACUCGACCAUCAUGCGAACAUUCGGACUUUGUCUGAAAAUCGUCAACAAUUAUACAAACUAUACUUCAGCUAAUAAGUCCUGCAGCACCAUGCAAGGUCAUCUUGUGAUGGUCAAAUCAAACGCCACAAAGGAAUCUCUUCUGACGAUAAUGCAGGACAUGAACAUUGAAAGCGCCUGGGUAAGAAUAGACGAUAUACAGUCAGAGGGCAAGUACGUCUGGUCAGAUGGUUCACUGUUGACAACAGAAGAAAUGAUUGUGUAUAUACCUAGACAACCAGACAAUUUUAACAAUAGCCAAGACUGCACCGUUAUUAUGAAACAAUACAGAGGAUUAGAUGAUGUUGUCUGUACGAACAGAGAAAUGUAUUUGUGUGAAUAUAAUAAUUAG
Biomphalaria glabrata is the source of this 732-nucleotide messenger RNA. Its product is annotated as brevican core protein-like. NCBI's taxonomy places the organism in Eukaryota, Metazoa, Mollusca, Gastropoda, Planorbidae. The record is from RefSeq and is a predicted model, not a curated record. The coding region runs from base 1 to 732 and encodes 243 amino acids. The transcript has a single exon.